UGAUCAUUGAAAUUUAUUAUAAUAAUAAUUUCGAAACAUAAAUAGCAAAACAUGUAUUAUUCAAUGUUGAUUGUGUUAUCUUUAAUAUCUUAUGUAGCAUUUACCACAGGUUUGAAAGAACUUACAUAUACAAAAGAUCAAUGCCUAGACUGUUGUAAUGGUCUUGAUCGAAAGUCGCAGCUGGCGUGUCAACUUUCGUGUAUAAAAAAGUUUGCCAUUCCUAACUUUUAUAAAAUAAAAGGAUCAUGCGUAUCAGCUUGUAAGGUCGCUAAUUACUUUAAUUCCAAAGGCAAAUGCAGAAUUGGCUGCAAAGAUAUUAUAGAAGAAUGUAGAGAAGAGUGUUUUCAAGAAUGUGAAAAGAUGUUUACAAUCAAAACGACUAAGGUCGUCAUGGAUGAAGCAACAGAGAUAGAUUUGACGUUAAGGCUUGGAAGAGGCUAAAAGUUCAUUGUCAUAAAUGGAGAGGAUAUGUCAUUAAAUAUAUUAUAUAAUAUGU
This is a messenger RNA of Ceratosolen solmsi marchali, 496 nucleotides long. RefSeq lists its product as uncharacterized. The record is from RefSeq and is a predicted model, not a curated record. NCBI's taxonomy places the organism in Eukaryota, Metazoa, Arthropoda, Insecta, Hymenoptera, Agaonidae. The transcript is spliced from 7 exons. The coding region runs from base 52 to 441 and encodes 129 amino acids.